Molecule: messenger RNA, 1557 nt
Organism: Geodia barretti
Lineage: Eukaryota; Metazoa; Porifera; Demospongiae; Tetractinellida; Geodiidae
Source: the annotation of a GenBank genome assembly
UUGAACUCCGAGGAGUGGCUGCUGGACGUCGAGCCGGCAAAAACAUGUUCGGCAGGUACGUUCCGCGUGCCCAACCUGAACAACAGCGGCGUGCACGAGAUCUAUCUGGCGCUCGGCAUGUCGAUCCUGCGCGCUCCGAUCAGCCCACCCGAACACAUAGAUCUUACAGCCUUCUUUGUGCGGCGAUCUCGCUCAGCGACAUACGACAUCAACGACGAUUUCACCAAGUUCUGCUUCGCCAUCCGCGACGGCCUGCGCUGGUCCGAUGGCCAUCUGGUGACCACCGAAGACGUGCGCAUGACCUUCGAGCUGUACGCCGAUGAGCGCAUCUAUCCGACCUUCUAUUUCCGCGCCACCGCCCCCGACGGCAGCCCGCCGGAGGUCACCAUCAUCGACGACCUGUCGUUCUGCGUGGAGUUCAGUCAGCCGUACGGAAGUUUCUUUACUGCGAACCUUCGCUUCGUGGAUUCCCGACUACACACUGCUGUUUCGGCCGGCGCACUUCAUCAGCAGUUUCACGCCGACUACACGCCGAUGGACAAGAUUCAGCCGAUCCUGGACGAGCUUGAGGUCGAAACCUGGGAGCAACUCGUGCAGCUCAAGGACAUGCCGCACUGGGAGUUGCACCGAGCGCACGGAAUGGACGUUCCGUCGCUGGCGCCGUGGGUCGGUAUCGAGGCCACCAGCACCGGCUACAAGCUGGAGCGCAACGCCUACUAUUGGAAGGUUGACGUGGCCGGCAAUCAGCUCCCCUACGCCGACUUCAUUGUCGCCGAGAACUCCGCCGACCUGGAGGCGAUCAAGCUGAACACCGCCGCUGGCGAAUACGACGGCAUCGCCACGGUGCUGCACGGCUCCAUCAACAACCCGCCGGUGCUGUUCCUGAACCAGGACUUCGAGUACGACAAAGAGGGUAGCGCGUGGCAGACGCUGAUGAACGACAAGCGGUUCGGCAAGGCGCUGGCGCUGUCGGUCGACAAGGACGACGUCAACGACAACGUCUACUUCGGCAUGUACAAGCUGGACACCAUCACCGACCUCGCGAUCCGCUUCGGUCCCGACGGCAAUCCGUUCACCCUCGACAUCAUCACCGCCAACGUGUCGCCGGACUUCCUGCUGGUCGGCGAGCUGUUCAAGCAGUACUUCGAGGAGAUCGGGGUCCGCACUUCGUUCACCGUGCUGGGCAGCCAGAUCUGGAGUCAGCGCCAGGCCAACAACGAACACAUGGCCACCGUUCACUGGUCCGACCGUCCGAUCUGGGCGCCGGGCAUCUCCGAGGACUUCGGGCCCUACGCCAAGGGCGAUUGGGCACAGCAGUCCUACCUCUACUACAACACCGGCGGAGAGACCGGUCGCGAGCCUCCGGAUUACAUGAUGGAGUACUUCGACUUGUGGAAGCAUGGAAGCCGCAACUACGUAUCGAUCUGGCCGACCGGCAGCAUGACCGUGCCAACGGUUUACAACGCCGAUAUGGGCAACGUCAUCAAGGAAGGCUAUCCCUUCGACCGGGCGCUGGACUACGGGAUGGAGCAGCUCUUCUUCCGUACCAUGAACUAG